Molecule: messenger RNA, 2029 nt
Organism: Stegastes partitus (bicolor damselfish)
Lineage: Eukaryota; Metazoa; Chordata; Actinopteri; Pomacentridae
Gene: txlng
Product: taxilin gamma
Exons: 11
Coding region: 81-1574 (497 amino acids)
Biological process (GO): regulation of cell cycle
Molecular function (GO): syntaxin binding
Source: RefSeq, a predicted model, not a curated record
UUGUGUGACAGCUCUGGUACCUUGACAACUGUGUCCCGCUUUCAUCCACAGUGAAAACACACAGCUUGUGAUCAACUCUAAUGGAGACGACAGGAGUUCGUGAGAUUGAUGUGGCGAAUAGAAGAAUUGUGGGAGGCAGUGAUUCCCCACCGGACCUGGACAGCCCAUCUCAGGAAGAGGUUGCAGAGUUUGGUUUGGAGUUGUGCUGCACUGAGGAGGAGAGAGGGGAAACGCCAGGCAGAGAGGACAGUCCCAGUGACCUCGGCGAGGCAGAGCUUGAUCCUGGAGGAGACAUGAAGACCAGAGAGGACAAAACCUUUGGGAAGGAAGUUGUUCUUUUAAUGCAAGCCCUUAACGCUCUAGCCACUCCAGAGGAGAAACUAGCAGCUCUGUGCAAGAAAUAUGCAGACCUGCUGGAGGAGAGCCGCUGCAUGCAGAAGCAGCUGAAAGCCCUGCAGAAGAAACAGUCUCAGAUAGUAAAGGAGAAGAUCCACCUACAGGGGGAACACAGCAAGGCCAUCCUGGCUCGCAGCAAGCUGGAAAGUCUCUGUAGGGAGCUACAGAGACACAACAAAACACUGAAGGAGGAGAAUGCCCAGCGGUCCAGGGAAUACGAAGAGCAGCGGAAGGAGGCAAUGCUGCAUUUCCAGAUGACCUUGGGUGAUAUUGAGGUUCAGAUGGAACAGCACAGCUCCCACAACACCAAGCUGAGGCAGGAGAACAUGGAGCUAGCUGAGAAGCUCAAAAAGCUCAUUGAGCAGUAUGAGCUCCGAGAGGAGCACAUAGACAAGGUGUUCAAGCACAAGGAACUGCAGCAGCAGCUGAUGGAUGCCAAGCUGCAGAGAAUCACCGAGAUGAUGAAAGAAGUUGAGGAGAAGCAACAACGAGAGAGAGACUUUCUGCUGAAAGAUGCCACGGAGUCCAGACGCAAGUGUGAGCUGAUGAGGGAGCAAGAAACACAGCUUAAACAACAGCUCUCCCUGUACAUGGACAAGUUUGAGGAGUUUCAGAGCACUCUGGCUAAAAGCAAUGAAGUCUUCACCACUUUUAGACAAGAGAUGGAGAAGAUGACCAAGAAGAUCAAGAAGCUGGAAAAGGAAACGACACAGUGGAGGACCAAAUGGGAGAGCAAUAACCAGGCCCUGCUGCAGAUGGCAGAGGAGAAAACGCUGCGUGACGGCCACUUCAAGGCACUGCAAGGAAAACUGGAGCUGCUGGAGAGGCUAUGCAGAGCUCUGCAGAAGGAGAGGAAUGACUUGAACAACCGGCUCAGCCUCCUCCAGGAGCAGGGAGACAAAGGGACCACAGCACCUCCUGAUGCCCAACCACGGGAGCCUUCAGCUGAGGAGGAGGAUGAGGAGGAAGAGGAAGAGGUGGUAGUGGUGGAGGAGGAGGGGGAGGAGGAGGAAGAGGAUGAGGAAGAUUCUGAGGAUUUGGCACAGGGUGAUGGGCUGGAGACACAGGGGGUCCACCAAGAUUUGAGAUCAUCUGAAAUGGAUCUCACUGACAAAACCACUGCUGCUGUGCCAACAAGUAGCCAGUCUGCAGAGAGGCCAACCAUACAGCAGGACUGAAUUAGUCGACAUAACCCGUGUGGAGGUGAGAAGGGUGUGAUAGGAAAGCUCUACGCAUCUCCAGCCUUGUUCCAUAACUAGCCAGAAAAACGAUGGAGAUUUCAUUUCUUUUGUUCAUUGUAGACUUGCCUCUCCAAAUUUCUACACGGAAAAUGAACCCAUAUCUUUUUGUGCGAUAGAUUAAGAACAAUACAAUGAUUAUAUCAAGGAUUCCGUUCUAAAACUUUGCCCACGUUUACAUUGGUUUUAAUAAUUGGCUUUGUGGCGAGCACUUCGUACUCCCUGUUUUCUACCAUAACUGUAUUUUCAUAGAAAACUUCCAUGCAGUCAGUUUGAAGCUGUGUAGUCUAAUUAGCCUUUUAUUUCUCUCCACAUGGUCUCUCCCUCCAGUGUCACAUGUCUUGUGUUUGGAAAUUCUACUUUGAAUAAAUUCAAACAUAGGUACUUCACAUGCA